Oreochromis niloticus (Nile tilapia) is the source of this 6727-nucleotide messenger RNA. It is a transcript of the gene abcc8, whose product is annotated as ATP-binding cassette, sub-family C (CFTR/MRP), member 8. NCBI's taxonomy places the organism in Eukaryota, Metazoa, Chordata, Actinopteri, Cichliformes, Cichlidae. Gene Ontology annotation, biological process: potassium ion transport; transmembrane transport. Gene Ontology annotation, molecular function: sulfonylurea receptor activity; ATP hydrolysis activity; ATP binding. The coding region runs from base 1713 to 6572 and encodes 1619 amino acids. The transcript is spliced from 40 exons. Gene Ontology annotation, cellular component: membrane. The record is from RefSeq and is a predicted model, not a curated record.
UAUCUAUAACCUGCUCAGUCGCUUGAUCAAUAUUCAAUUUAAAGCAUCGAAUAUUCUGCAUGUAGGCCUACGAUUAAGGUCGAAAAUACACAAAAGACACAUGUAAUUUGAUUUAAUUGCACGCAGCAUUUUACAGAUAUGAGCUCUCUCCAGAUUAAGGCCUAUCCAAUGAUGAUACAAGUCAUUUCAGUUCAUAUUUAGUAAGUGAAUCCCUGUGUGCGCUGUAAUUGGUUCAUCCAUCACCGAGGCUUAUUUCUGGAGGCGAGUUCUGAGAGUUUAAACUAUUGGAUGUGCUGAUUUAUCAACAGGGCCAUUGCACUGAGUGUGGUAACAAAUGGUCACAGGCAGAUGGGGAGCAUUUUACAAAAACAAGUACCUCCCCCUUCCUCUUUCUCUCUUAGGUGAGAAAAAUGCAUAGAAAGUAGAUGCACACGGAUGCCACAAUACAAUGCAUGAGUCACUGGUCACCCCUUACCCUCAUUUUACACCCACAGACAUAAUCAUCACACUACUUCAGCCAACACAUAGUCAAACCUUGUUUUCAGUUAAGCCACUGUCGUUUGGUUGGCAUCAAUCUGUAUUUGGGGUUUUAUGACGUAACAGUGGCUCAGUGUCUAUUUUGAGGCCGGUCUGAUAUUUUAGGAUUUUUUUUUUGGAAUCUAUUGUUCUCCCUUUGUGUUGUGAGUUUGCUAAGAUGAUGUUGACUUUUCCUCUCUUGGCAUCUCUCUGAGAGGCGGCUGCUCUAUCUAGUCAUUUUCUCUGUCCUCACCCACUCCAAAGCUUCAACCCUCCCCAGGCUGUACAGUGAUGACCAUCUCUGAUGUAGGGCACCACAGAAUGAAAGUAUAAUAAUAGCCUAGGGGCAGUGUAAUAUAAAGAAGGAAUCUUUAAUUGAAGCCUGAUGCUGGUAGUAGAAAAAAAAACAAGUAACCCCCAACAGACUUAACAAUUUGUAUUCUGUGCUCUUAUUGUUUAACUGGACUUGGUCCUUUAACCCUAUUUCUUUCUUUCUUUUUAAACAAAACGAUAGAGCUAAUAUCUACUAAGAUAUUUGAUGUGUGCAGGAAGUGAUUAGGUAGGGCUGCAGCUGACCCAAACAUCAUAUAUUGGGUGAUGAAAUCAAAAACCAACUGGAAUAUCAUUUUACAGCUAUGCCUGGUGUCCCUUUCCCACUUCCCAUAUAUCUCAGUGCUUGAAGUGUAACUAGAAGCACUACAGCAUAUGGGGCCAACCUGAACCUUACUGUUUCUUGCGUUGUGGACACAUUUAUGGCUUUGCAAUGAGAAUCCACUUCUUUAUUUUCUACAUAUUAAGUGUAUAUAAGUAUAAGUCCAAUUAAAAUAAUUCUGUUCUGCUGGGAUUAAAUACAUGCAUGCUUGCAAAAGCAUUGCAUCCUGUUUUAUGGUAUCACUGCUUGCAGAAAGCUUUGCACUGUAAUGAACAUUUGCAAGAGAAAAUACUACCUUGCUUUUAAACAGAUAGCUGGAAUUUAAUGUCUAUGUCUCAAGAUGCCUUAAGUACAGGACCACAUUUUUAGCGAAGCUUGCAAGUCAGUUCAAAGAGGAAACUCGAGCUCUACUGUGUCAUGCACAUUUACAUGCCCCGCUCUCCUCACGUCACAUACCAAACACACCCUCCAAUUUGGCGGCUUCUUUAAAGCUUUCCCAUCUCUCCCUCUGAUAUGUCUUUUUUAACCUCUCCUCGUUUCAAACAUGAGUUCUCAGCCUGAACCUACAAGUCCCGGUUCCACCAUGUCCUUGGCAUUCUGUGGAAACGAGAAUAACUCGAUGGCCUACAACGUGGACAGGGGCGUUCUGAACAACGGCUGUUUCCUGGAUGCGCUCAAUGUGGUCCCACAUGUUUUUGUCCUCUUCAUCACCUUCCCCAUCCUCUUCAUCGGUUGGGGCAGCCAGAGUUCAAAGGUCCACAUCCACCACAGCACCUGGCUUCACUUUCCUGGACACAACCUGCGCUGGCUUCUCACCUUCAUCCUGCUCUUCAUCCUCGUCUGUGAGAUUGCCGAGGGCAUUGUCUCAGAUGGGUUCAGUCAGUCCCUCCAUCUUCACCUGUACAUGCCUGCAGCUCUGGCCUUCAUGGCUGGCAUCACCUCUAUUGUCUACUAUCAUAACAUUGAGACCUCCAACUUUCCCAAACUACUGUUAGCCCUGCUGAUCUACUGGGUGCUGGCCUUCAUCAUGAAGACCAUCAAGUUUGCCAAGUACACCGAGCAUGGCAUCGGCCCCAGGCAGCUACGCUACUGCAUCACGGGACUGCUGGUGCUGCUGUAUGGACUCCUACUAACUGUAGAGAUCAACGUCAUCCUCGGCAGGCGCUACAUGUGUUUCGCCAAUCCAACAGAGGUGAAGCCUCCCGAAGACCUUCAGGACCUCGGCGUUCGCUUCCUGCAGCCCUUCGUUAACUUGUUGUCCAAAGCCACCUACUGGUGGAUGAACACCUUCAUUACCUCUGCUCACAAACGACCCAUCGACCUCAAGGUCAUUGGCAAACUGCCCAUUGCAAUGAGAGCACUCACAAACUAUAUAAAGCUUCGCAAGGCCUUUGAAGACCAAAAGAGGCCUCAGGGCAUAGCACCCCAAGGUCCAAAGUGGAUCUGGCAAGCUCUAAGAAAAGCAUUUGGCAGACCUCUCAUCCUCAGCAUCACGUUCCGCUUCCUGGCCGACCUGCUGGGCUUUGCCGGUCCUCUCUGCAUCUCUGGCAUUGUCCACCACAUCAGCAAGGACAAUCGCACCAUUCAGCCACCGAUAAAGCUGCUCGGGAUCUAUUUCAUUUCCUCCAAGGAGUUUCUGGAGAACGCAUACGUGUUGGCUGUGCUGCUCUUCUUCGCCCUACUCCUGCAGAGGACUUUCCUCCAGGCCUCUUACUACGUGGCUAUUGAAACAGGCAUCAACCUGCGUGGAGCCAUACAGACAAAAAUCUACAACAAAAUCAUGCGUCUGUGCACCUCCACCAUGUCCAUGGGUGAGCUAACCGUAGGUCAGAUCUGCAACCUGGUUGCCAUCGAUACCAACCAGCUUAUGUGGUUCUUCUUCCUCUGCCCUAACCUGUGGGCCAUGCCAGUACAGAUUGUUGUGGGAGUGAUCCUGCUCUACUACCUCUUGGGAAUCAGUGCCUUGAUUGGAGCGACCGUCAUUGCUGUGUUAGCUCCUGUACAAUACUUUGUGGCCACAAAGCUAUCCCAAACACAGAAAAGCACCCUGGAAUAUUCUAGUGAGCGCCUGAAGAAGACCAACGAACUGCUGCGGGGCAUCAAGUUGCUGAAACUGUAUGCUUGGGAGCGCAUCUUCUGUGACAGUGUGGAGGAGACCAGGGUUAAAGAGCUCACCAGCCUGCAGGCCUUUGCUCUUUACACAUCCAUAUCCAUUUUCAUGAAUGCGGCUAUUCCUAUAGCAGCUGUGUUGACGACAUUUGUGGUUCACGUCCACAUCUCAGAGGACGCUGAUCUGUCACCAGCUGUGGCCUUUGCCUCUCUGUCCCUUUUUCACAUCCUGGUCACACCCCUCUUCCUCCUCUCCAGCGUGGUGCGCUCCACUGUCAAGGCCCUGGUUAGCGUUCAGAAGCUCAGCGAGUUUUUUUCGAGCGAUGAGAUUGGAGACGAGCAGGAGCCCAAAGCCACGUUACCCACUGGCUCCAGCAAUCACAACCAAAAUCGGUAUCAGGCUGUGCCCCUGAAGGUGGUGAAUCGGAAGCGCCCCUCGCGGGAUGACUGGAACAACUAUGGCUCAGAGGGGAACCACGAAGGCGAUGGACCCUUUCAGGAUGUAGAUCAAGAUAUCUGCAUCAAGAUAUCAAAUGGCUAUUUCACCUGGGUCGAUGGAGCACCAACGCUUUCAAAUGUGGACAUCAAAAUUCCCUUUGGUAAGCUGACGAUGAUUGUGGGCCAGGUGGGUUGUGGAAAAUCAUCCUUGUUACUGGCAGCACUGGGAGAAAUGCAGAGAGUGUCUGGAACUGUCACCUGGAACAGUCUGCCAAACCUGGAGUCUGAAGGGGAUGAAAGUCCCACAGACAAAGAUGCAGCAGGUGACGGAGACAUCAGGAAGAGAGGCCCUGUGGCCUACGCCUCCCAGAAGGCCUGGCUGCUGAACGCCACAGUGGUGGAGAACAUCACUUUUGAGAUGCCCAUGAUAAAAUCAAGAUACAAAGCUGUCAUCGAGGCCUGCUCGCUUCAGCCUGACAUUGACAUUCUUCCACAGGGGGACCAGACAGAGAUCGGGGAACGGGGCAUCAUCCUAUCAGGUGGACAGAAACAGCGAAUCAGCGUGGCCAGAGCCUUGUACCAGCAGACCAACGUUGUCUUUCUGGAUGAUCCAUUUUCUGCUUUGGACAUCCACCUGAGUGACCAUCUGAUGCAGGAUGGCAUCCUGAAGCUCCUGAGAGAAGAGAAGAGGACCGUGGUGCUGGUCACACACAAACUGCAGUAUUUACCACAUGCAGAUUGGAUUAUUGCCAUGAAAGAUGGCACCAUCCAGACUGAGGGGACUCUGAAGGACAUCCAAAACUCUGAACCUGAACUCUUUGAGCAAUGGAAAACCCUCAUGAACAGACAGGAUCAGGAGUUUGAGAAGGAAACUGUGGCAGAGAGUAUGACAGACAUAGAGAGAAAAAACCUGCGGAGGGCCAUGUAUUCAAGAGAGGCCGCCAGGACUGAAGAGGAUGAGGAAGGUGGCACCCCGGGGUGGACUUGUGCGAUGGCUCCAGCUACCCUCAUGUUCGAUCGAGCAGAGGAAUCUGUGGAGAGUGAAGAUGAUGACAACCUGUCGCAGGUAAUGCGCCAGAGAGCUACCAUCCCCUGGCGCUCCUGCGGCACCUACCUGUCCUCUGCUGGGCUCCUCCUGCUCAGCCUGCUCCUCCUGUCGCAGCUCCUCAAACACUCCCUCAUGGUGGCCAUUGACUACUGGCUGGCCCAUUGGACGUCACAUGUCAUCGCAGCCAAGAAAGACGCCUCCGCUCACAACUGUACCGUCGUACAGGACUGUGGUUUCAGCCACUCCUGGUAUCUGUCUGUGUUCAGUGUGCUCUGCUGCCUGGGCAUCGUCCUCUGUCUCGCCACCUCUGUGGCUGUGGAGUGGACCGGUCUCAAAGCGGCCAAAGAGCUCCACCACAACCUGCUCAACAAGAUCAUCCUGGCCCCCAUGAGGCUCUUUGAGACCACUCCUCUUGGCAGCAUCCUAAACAGAUUUUCCACCGACACCAACACUAUCGACCAGCACAUUCCCACCACCCUCGAGUGCCUCUCCCGCUCCACCUUGCUAUGUGUCUCUGCUUUGGGUGUCAUCUCCUACGUCACACCCGUUUUCCUCAUCGCCCUUCUGCCGCUGGCUGUCACCUGCUACUUUAUUCAGAAAUACUUCCGGAUGGCUUCCAGGGACCUGCAGCAGUUGGAGGACAGCACACAACUCCCUUUACUCUCCCACUUCUCUGAGACAGUUGAAGGUCUCACCACUAUACGAGCCCUCAGGUAUGAGCCCAGGUUCAGACAGAGGUUACUGCAGUUCACCGAUGCCAACAACAUCGCCUCUCUCUUCCUCACAGCAGCCAACCGUUGGCUGGAGGUCCGCAUGGAGUACAUCGGAGCCUGUGUGGUGUUGGUGGCGGCUGUAGCCUCCAUCACCAAUUCGCUCUACGACCAGCUGUCCCCCGGGCUGGUGGGGCUCGGUCUGACAUACGCACUCAUGGUGUCCAACUACAUGAACUGGAUGGUGCGUAACUUGGCAGACAUGGAAGUACAGCUUGGCUCAGUCAAGAGGAUUAACGGCCUGCUCAAAACUGAACCAGAGAAUUACGAGGGACUGCUCACUGUGUCUCAGGUUCCUGACGGCUGGCCCCGACAGGGAGAGAUCAAGAUACAGAAUCUGAGCGUUCGUUAUGACGCCACACUGAAGCCUGUGCUCAAAAAUGUCAAUGCACAUAUCAACCCUGGUCAGAAGGUGGGGAUCUGUGGCAGGACCGGCAGCGGUAAAUCCUCCUUCUCCUUGGCCUUCUUCCGCAUGGUGGACAUGUUUGAGGGAAGGAUUGUGAUUGAUAACAUCGACAUCUCCAAGCUGCCUCUGCAGACUCUCAGAUCCCGGCUGUCCAUCAUCCUCCAGGACCCUAUCCUGUUCAGUGGCACCAUCCGGUUCAACCUGGACCCAGAGAUGAAAGCAACUGAUGAGAUGCUGUGGGAAGCGCUGGAGAUAGCUCAGCUGAAACCUGUUGUUAAGUCACUUCCAGGAGGCCUGGAUGCCAUAGUGACAGAAGGAGGUGAAAACUUCAGUCAGGGUCAGAGACAACUGUUCUGUCUGGCCAGAGCCUUCGUCAGGAAAAGCAGUAUCCUUAUCAUGGACGAAGCCACGGCAUCCAUAGACAUGGCAACGGAGAGCAUCCUGCAGAAAGUGGUGAUGACUGCUUUCGCUGAUCGAACAGUAGUUAUCAUAGCACAUCGCGUCCACACCAUCCUCAAUGCCGACCUGGUGAUCGUGAUGAAGCGGGGGAUCAUCCUUGAGUACGACAGACCCCAGGCUCUGCUGGACAAGGAGGACAGCGUCUUCGCCUCCUUUGUGCAAGCAGACAAGUAGCACAAGAAGAGGAAGAGCGUGGAAGCAUUAAAGGAAGACAUUCAAAGUGCAAUUGAUCCCAUGGAAUAUAUUCCUUUUAUUUUUUAAUCAUGUUGUAUUAUAUUUGUACAUAAGAAUGUUAAUGCUUUGUUAAUAAAACAUAAAUUAUCCUGAAA